AGUAACAUGAAGGUGAUAAUUAUUUUAUCAAUAGCGACGUCUGUCACUUUGGGUAGUUUGGAGCCAGCUGGUUAUAAACCACCACUCGGAUCAGGAUCACCAUCAGGAUACUCGACCACGGGCCAAUCAGAUCGUUAUUUACCACCGUCAUUAUCCUCACAACUAGCGAGUCACCGUAGUAUUUCAAACCAAGGGCUAACACCAGAAUCCCAUUAUCUCCCAACGAGUUACCAAAGUCCAUCUCAAAAUGUAAUACCGAAUUCUCUGUACUUGUCCACAAGUAACAUCAGAUCAUCAUCAUUAUCAUCAUUAUCAACAUUAUCUGGUAUUCCUAACAGUAGUAGUAGUAGUAGUAGUAGUAGUAGUAGUAGUAGUAGUAGUAGUAGUGGUGGUACUUCUGUUGUGGGUGAAAUCCCUUCGUUACAAUACUUACCCAGCCAACCGUCUAUUUCUCGACAAAAUCCUUUCAGCAGUAUCCAGAAUCCAGAAAGCAUUACUACCAUUAGCACUACUGCUACUGGUGGUAUUACAUCAACUCUGGAUCAUCGUAUUUCAAACUCAUUGGGGAUUCCCAAUACUCCUACAGUGUCCUCUUCACCAACAGUGACAUCUCGGCUACAUACGCCUAACCGAAAUACUCUUGGUAGUGGUAGUGCUGUUUUAUCUUCUCAAUAUCUACCACCAUCAAUGUCUCUUGUAUCUACCAGUAAACAUUCUGACAGAUUUAUCCAGUCUGUUCCAAGCUCAAACUAUCUGGCAUCAGCGGUGGUGUCUAAGCAAAAUCAAUAUCACGGAAGAAUCAAUCAACCAUCAUCCACUUCUGCUGUUGCUGUUCCUGGCUCUAUCGGUCUAUCAUCCCCACCCCCUUCUUCUUCUUUUACUUCUUCUUCUUCUUCUUCUUCUUCUUCUUCUUCGACAUCAGCCGGCAUCAUCUCCAAUAGCUAUUUAACGCCCAACAAGUUAUCUAGCUCAUUGUUGUCACAGAAUAAUAAGUACACUGGUACUUCUACCGCUAUUGGUGGACAACCAGAACGUCAGUCAAACAUUCUUGCCAGUGGAAACAUAAAUCAACCACCUGGAAAUUACUAUUCCCCUGAUGAAACAUUUUCCGGUUACGAUAAUAAUCAUAAAGCAUUAGCCAACUAUGAAUUUGAGUAUCACGUUAACGAUGAGUAUGGUAAUGACUUUAGUCACAAAGAGACUAAAAAUGAUGAUAAUAAAGUAACCCGUGGUGUUUACACUGUUUUGUUACCGGAUGGACGUAAACAGAUUGUUCACUACACUGCCGAUCAGGAUGGCUUUAAACCAACGAUAACUUAUGAGGAAUCUCCGGCACCUGGUUAUCAAUAUUAG
This is a messenger RNA of Cotesia congregata, 1353 nucleotides long. The record is from the annotation of a GenBank genome assembly. NCBI's taxonomy places the organism in Eukaryota, Metazoa, Arthropoda, Insecta, Hymenoptera, Braconidae.